Molecule: messenger RNA, 993 nt
Organism: Protobothrops mucrosquamatus (brown spotted pit viper)
Lineage: Eukaryota; Metazoa; Chordata; Lepidosauria; Squamata; Viperidae
Product: probable G-protein coupled receptor 34
Exons: 1
Coding region: 1-993 (330 amino acids)
Biological process (GO): G protein-coupled receptor signaling pathway
Cellular component (GO): membrane
Molecular function (GO): G protein-coupled purinergic nucleotide receptor activity
Source: RefSeq, a predicted model, not a curated record
AUGGACAUCCAUUCUUGUCUUGGGGAGAACCUCAGUAAUGGAUCUAACCUAUCUUGUGAAUCCACCUGUCGAAUCCAGGAUGGCUUUCUGACGGAGACCUUGCCUGCAAUGUACUCAAUCAUCGCCAUCAUUGGUUUCCUUAGCAACCUCCUGGCACUCUGGGUCUUCACUUUGGGCUCCCUCAAGACAAACUCCAUCACGGUGUACAUGAAGCACCUUGCCAUCGCCGACCUCUUGCUCUCCCUCUGUUUGCCCUUCCGGGUGGCUUAUCAAAACCACAGUGGUCCCCCCGCUCUCUGCAAGAUGGUAGGCAUGAUCUUCUACAUCACCAUGUACGUCAGCAUUUUGCUUCUCAGCCUGAUCAGCCUGGACCGCUACUUCAAAAUAAUCAAGCCCCUUCAACAAUUCCGAAUCCACACUAAGUCGUUCAGCGCUUCCAUGUCCCUGGUGGUGUGGAUGGUCUGCUUCAUCACCAUGCUUUGCUUCCUUUUGGACACGAGUAGAAGUGGGCCCUGUGGCCACAAGUGCUUCCAUUUCAAGUACAGAAGCACCAGCGGAGGCAUACUCAAUUUGAUGGCGGUGGCUUUUUUUUUCCUCUUGCUGUUCUUUUUCCUUUAUUCCUACGCUAAGAUCUCCCUCAGGCUCCGUGCAGUCUCUUUGAAGAAAACCCAGCAGCACAGUAAGAGGAUGAGCACCAGAAUUGUAAUCAAGACUUUUGUGGUCUUGGUGGUUUUCAUCGUAUGCUUCGUCCCCUACCAUAUGGUCCGAAUACCCUACAUCCUUUCCCAAAUGAGGAUCAUUUCUGAACAGAACAUCCAGGCCCUCCAUCUUGCAAACGAACUGGUCCUUUGCAUUUCAGCCCUCAACUGUUGUUUUGACCCUGUGAUUUUUUUCUUUCUGUCCCGCAGUUUCAAGAGAUCCUUGCUGGACACCACUCUCCGAAAGCUAAAGUGGGUUUCUCAAAAUAACCAGAGAGUAUUGUACGCCAAAUAA